GUUGCCAUCAUUAAGGGGGUGGGGAAGGGUCUGUUGUAUUUGAGAGAGGAGAUAAAAUGGUUAAAUUUGUCUACAUGUAGGCCUAGGCUACGAAAGAUAAAAUGACGAUUAAUUUAAGCCACUGUUGAAUCAAAAAGGAAAAUUUUGAACAUCAUUUAACUAUUUUUUGUGAGAUUUGCACUUUUCUGAGUUCGUGAUUAGUCAAUCAACAUGGAGUUUAUGGAUAUUCAUAUCUGUGGGGCAUGUCGGACCCAAUUUAACGUGGUUGAGCAUUUUAUCGCUCACAAACAACUGUGCCCCAUGUUAAAUCAGAUGAAGAGACAAGCUAAAAUAGACAACCAGGCUCACGGCCAGGAAAGCGAAACUCAGACUUCUGUCCAAAGACAAGGAAGAGCUGAGGAAGCUGAACCUGCAUCGACCUCCAAGCAUUGUGAUUUUACAACAACCUACGCUAAAGAUAUCGAACGUCACAUUCGAACUCACACUGGAGAGAAACCAUUCAUCUGUAAUUAUUGUAAUAAAACUUUUAACCGUAGUGAUAAACUCAAGAUACAUAUUAGACUACAUACUGGAGAGAAACCAUUUCGCUGUUCUUAUUGUGAGUAUGCAGCAGUAGACAGUAGUAGUUUAAAAAAACAUGUCAGAACUCAUACGGAUGAAAGACCUUUUAAAUGUCAGAUAUGUUCCUACGCCAGUAAAAAUUCUAGUCAACUCGUAGUUCAUCUACGAACUCACACGGGAGACUCCCCGUUUCAAUGUGGGAUCUGUCAAGCCAAGUUUAAAAUUAACUCUGAUUUAAAACGUCAUGGUAGAAUACAUACUGGAGAGAAACCCUAUAAAUGUGAUUUAUGUGAUUAUAAAUGUUCUAUUAAAGCCAAUUUAAAGACACAUCUAAAGAUCAACCAUUCAGAAGAAAAUAAAAUGACGUGUACUCAAUGUUCAUUUUCAUCAUCUUCAAAGAAAGUGAUGCGAGAACACGGUAAAGUUCACGAUACCUCGACAACCUACGAAUGUGACCUGUGUAAAUAUAUAUCGAACAGUAAAAGCGCUCUGGCAACACAUCGUAGAGUUCACAGCGAGGAACGCCCCUACCCAUGUGACUUCUGCACGUACAAAUCUAAACAAAUCGGCAACAUUAAAACACAUAUUAAG
Messenger RNA from Lottia gigantea (owl limpet), 1152 nucleotides. RefSeq lists its product as hypothetical. The annotation marks the transcript as partial. Lineage: Eukaryota; Metazoa; Mollusca; Gastropoda; Lottiidae. The transcript is spliced from 7 exons. Gene Ontology annotation, biological process: regulation of transcription by RNA polymerase II. Gene Ontology annotation, molecular function: DNA-binding transcription factor activity; RNA polymerase II cis-regulatory region sequence-specific DNA binding. The record is from RefSeq and is a predicted model, not a curated record.